Molecule: messenger RNA, 1746 nt
Organism: Alternaria incomplexa
Lineage: Eukaryota; Fungi; Ascomycota; Dothideomycetes; Pleosporales; Pleosporaceae
Exons: 6
Coding region: 1-1746 (581 amino acids)
Molecular function (GO): monooxygenase activity; oxidoreductase activity, acting on paired donors, with incorporation or reduction of molecular oxygen; heme binding
Source: RefSeq, a predicted model, not a curated record
AUGUCGAAUAUCCCGCGGAUGGAGGAAACUGUCGACAAAUGUGUACAGAUGCUUGUCGACAAGCUGAGCGAGGGUGCAACGAAUGGUAGCACGCUUGAUAUGUCGAUUUGGGUCCAAUGGUACGCCUUCGACGUUAUCGGACAGCUAUUUUUUAGUCGCAUGUUUGGCUUCAUGAAGGACGCUCAUGAUUGUGGUGGAUACAUUCACUCCUUAGACCUUUUGAUCCCUUUCAUCGCCGUUGCCUGCGCUUCGCCAGCGUACUUACGACCGAUCGUGCUUAUCAGCGGCGCAAUGAUACCACGCGUAUCCAAAGCACUCAAAGCGCUGAAACACAUCGAAGAAACAUCUGAAGCAUGCGUUACCAAGCGGAAAGGUCGCAUCGCGCGCGGCAAAGCCGAUGACUGCGAAGAUAUGCUGCAGAGCUUCUUCAAGGUCAUGCAGCAGAAGGGUACCGAGAAGGAAUUUGGACUGAUAGAGGUAAAGGCGGAAGUUUAUGGAGCUUUGUGGGUUCUCUCUCGCGGCUUCACUCGCGCACUAACAUUCACUAGCAUCGCCGGCUCCGACACCACCGCAGCAGCCAUCACCGCUGUCCUCUACUACCUGAUGCGUACCCCGUCCGCCUACCUCAAGCUCACUGCCGAGAUAGACGAAGCUGCGCAAGCCGGACUAUUAAGCCCAAUCAUCCAGUACCAUGAGGCAGUGGGACUACGAUACCUAAUGGCUUGCUGCAAGGAGGGUAUGCGACUCCACCCAAGCGUGGGUAUGGCACUACCACGUCACGUGCCCAAAGGUGGAUGUGUGAUCGCUGGCGAAUGGUUUCCUCCUGGCACUCGAGUUGGUAUGAAUGCAGCGGUGGUACAGCGCGAUAAGAGCAUCUUCGGCGAUGAUGCAGAUGACUUCGUGCCUAAACGAUGGCUUGGCCCAGAUACUGCAAGGAUGGAGAGGUAUAUGUUACAGUAUGGUGGUGGAUCGCGAACAUGUAUCGGGAAGAAUAUCUCGUUGUGCGAGACGUACAAGGUGAUACCGCAACUUCUACGCGACUUCGACCUUGAGCUCCUCGAACCAGAGAAGGAAUGGGAGACGCACAAUUACUGGUUCAACAAGCCGACCAAGGUAUAUACUAAGGUUCAGCGUCCUCUCAACAGCUCCCUCGAUGGUAGCAACCACGAGAGCUACUACACACCGUCAAGCUUCCUCAUGCCCACAACCGCCUUCCUGGCCUUGCCAGCCGAGGUACGCAUCAACAUCUACAACCACAUCUCGCCAGUCAACACCUCUUUCGCCUCAUACUCCGGUCUCCUGCAAACAUGUCACCUCAUCCGCAAAGAAUGGAAGUACGAAGCAAAGAAACACAUAUCCAAAGAAUACACCCAACUCCAAACUUUCCUCGCCAUCCACAACAUACGCAUCCUCACGUCCGCCCGCGAUUCAUUAAACAGAUCAAAGAUCGUACUCCGCCUCCCACCACUAGACCCCACGGCAGGCUCUACCAGGCUGCCAAAAUUCAUUCCCUGGCACUGGUCCUGGAUUACCACCGUCAUCCUCAUCUUUAGUAACGAGUGGCCGCGGAAUUACAGGUCGCAACUCGCCAUGUACAACCGGUACUGCGACACGCACAAGGCCCUGUGUCGAGAUAUCCUGGCCCCAGGAGCACGUACUAUUCCAGAAUACGACAAGUUAAUACGCGGGUUGGAUCACGUUUUGGUUUUAUACCUGAGCCUUGGCUUCAGUAUGGCGAAGGCUUAG